CUCUAAAUUUUGGCUAAGACGCUAAACAACGUAAAAGAGAGAAUGAAAAUUUCACUUAAACUUGCGCCAAAAUAACUUGCAAGCUUAAAAACUUCGAAUUCAUAGUUGGACACAUUAUGCAUUAUUUACGAAUCGUGUAGCAGUGAACAUAUAUCAAGAAAAGAGUAAUUAUAACAAAUAGAAGCACAACGCGGCAAGGCGUGCGAAAAAUAGUUCACCUAGAAGUAGGUGGAGGAGGUGGUGAACUUUGAAGGGAAUUGCUAGCAGCCCAACGUAAACACCUCGUUGAAAUGUACAGCCACUAGUAAUACUGUAUAAAAGUGGCGUUGGUUUCGGAUUACUCGAAUUACGAACGGUAUUUACAAAAUAUGCAGCAAGUGGACGAUCCGCCAUCGCUGCCCGUGGGCACCGAGGUGAGCGCCAAGUACAAAGGAGCCUUCUGCGAGGCCAAAGUCAGUAAAGUGGUUCGUAACAUCAAAGUGAAGGUCGCCUAUAAACAGGGUCUCGGCUCGGGCAUUGUAUCAGACGAUGCCAUCAAGGCGCCACCUGGACAGCUGCGUGUCGGCGCCGUUGUCGAAGUGCGUCAUCCAGAUCGCAAGGAGAAUGUGGAGGCGACCAUAACUAAAAUCCAGGAUUGUUCACAAUAUACGGUCGUCUUUGAUGACGGCGAUAUCACAACGUUGCGUCGCACUGCGCUCUGUCUGAAGAGCGGCAGGCAUUUCAAUGAGAGCGAAACAUUGGAUCAGCUGCCGCUAACACAUCCCGAGCACUUCGGCAAUCCGGUUGUGGGCGGUCGUCGGGGUCGUCGUCGUGGCCAAUUGAACGAUGGCAGCUCCGACGAUGAUGACGAAAGCGAUGCAAAGGAAGUGGUCAACGAGAAGGAGGAGCACAUUGGCAAAGUGGUGUGCGUGGAGACCGAGUCCAAGAAGAAGGACAAAGAGAAAUGGUUUCCCGCCCUUGUCGUGGCGCCCACAGCGCAGGUCAGCAAACAGGCUACUGUGCGGAUACGCGUCAAGGACGAGUAUCUCGUGCGGUCCUUCAAGGAUGGCCGCUACUACACAGUGCCCAAGAAGGAAGCGAACGAAUUCACACGUGAAAUGGCCAGCAAACAGGACGUGCCCGCUGUUAAGGCAGCUUUCGAAUUCCUCGACAGCAGCAAAUUGCCAGCCCACUGGGAUCGCGACUCGCUAUUCGGCCUAUCCAAUCUGACUAGCGACGAUGAAGGCGAAAUCGAUUCGGACUCGUCGGACGACGAGCCACACGAGGAGAAGGAUCGCUUCGUUGCCCAGCUAUACAAGUAUAUGGACGAUCGGGGCACACCAUUGAACAAGGUGCCAUCGAUACAGAGCCGCGACGUGGAUCUGUACCGUCUGUUUCGGGCGGUGCAGAAGCGGGGCGGCUACAAUCGCGUCACCGCCAAAAAUCAAUGGAAAGUAAUUGCCAUGCGGCUGGGCUUCACGCCCUGCACCCUAAGCGUCAUGAAUCUGGUGAAGCAGGCCUAUAAGAAAUUUCUACAGCCCUAUGGGGACUUUCAUCGCAAGCUUGGCUGCUCCCUGCUGAUGACGUCUCGCGCCUCGAAUCGCAGCAAGGGACGCAGUCUGGUGCGUGCCAAUUCGGUGGCCUCACCCAAGCCGGUGGAGACCACGAAGAUAGAAACGAUUAGCAAACUGGCGAUGCCCAAUCAGACCACGGUGGCCGCCAGUGGCGCCUCCUCCACUGCCGCUACAUCUGCAGCUGGCAGCAGUGCAGCAGCUGCAACGCCUGUUCGCGCCGCCUCGACGGCCUCACAGUCGGCCACUGAGGAAUCGGAGAACACCAGCGAGUCCAGCGUGGCCGUGGAGCCGGUCAAAAAACAACGCAAAGCAUCCGCCGCCAACAGUGGCAAGGUCAAGAGUCUUGUUGAGAAAUACGAGGAGAAAUCAUCGUCUGUAUCCAGCAUUGGCCCAGUCGCAACAGCAGCGCUCAACACGAGCAAUGUGAGCAGCGCUGCGACAGCUGCAGCUGGAGCAGCAUCAACAGCAGCCGGAGCAGGAGCAGCAGCAGCAGCAGCAGCAACAACAUCAGCUGCUUCGUCCGCCGCAGCAACAGCAGCAGCUGCUGCCAGUGUCAAGGCCGAGGCUGAGGCGGAUAUGCCGCUGGCCAAGAUCAAGGCCUCGUCCGUAUCGACGCGCAACAGCAUGGACAAGGAGCCCAGCGCUGGCGGCAGCAAUGCAUCCAGCAAGGCCACCUCGGAGACCCAACGCAGUCGCGAUGCAUCGCCAACAACGGGUAAGUGCAAGAGACCUUAACUUAGUCUU
Drosophila navojoa is the source of this 2297-nucleotide messenger RNA. RefSeq names its product AT-rich interaction domain hat-trick (gene htk). Gene Ontology annotation, molecular function: transcription cis-regulatory region binding. Gene Ontology annotation, cellular component: nucleus. Gene Ontology annotation, biological process: regulation of transcription by RNA polymerase II. The record is from RefSeq and is a predicted model, not a curated record. NCBI's taxonomy places the organism in Eukaryota, Metazoa, Arthropoda, Insecta, Diptera, Drosophilidae.